AUGGACGAGAGCCGACGGCCGUUCGUCGUCGUGCGCGUGCAGCCGCCCCAGGACGAAGCCGAGAAGGGCCUUGGCGUCGUUGGCAACGGUGUCACGUGGAUCCACCAUGCAGAGGAGCGCGAAUUCCGGUUCGGUGACGUCGUCGCCCCGGCCGCGCUGCCGGACGUUCUGACCGAGCGUGUGAUCAACACGCUACGGCAGGGCCGCCACGCCACCGUCCUUUCACUAGGCCAGCGUGAAUCUGGCAAAACGACAGCCUUGUUGGACGCGGACGUGGGGCUCGUUCAUCAUGUGGCACGAAGUCUCUUCGCCUUGGAUGUCACCGUGCGCAUGAGCUUCCUCGACGUGUACGCGGACAAGGCCAUGGACAUGCUCAAGGGCAAGUCGACCAAGUGCCGACCGCUCUACCACCGCUCUAUCGGCGCCUAUGCGAGCGACCUCACGCGGCUCCAAGUAUCGUCCUAUGACGCCUUUGAGAAAACGCUAGCACAGGCACUGCGUGCGCUCGCGAUCGACUGCAUCGUCGAGAACCGAGUUCACGGCGUGUCGUGCCGUAUCCUCUCGCUCUAUAUCGAGCACCCGCCGCACGGGCUCUGGACACGUCUGGACUUUGUCGAUAUGCCGGCGUCGGCGCCGCGCCACCACACGCAAGCCGAGACGGACCUGGGUCAUAUCAUGGAACAGGGGUAUCGGCAAUUGCACGUGUGCUGGAAGCAGCUCGCGGACGGCGACGAUCCUGCGACGAUUCCAUAUGGGUUGACGGCGACGUCGAUGCUCCUGCAGCAUAUGCUUGGCAGCAUGGCCGACGCAUUUGUGAUCGCCAACGUCGUGCAGUCGGCGCUCCAGAACGAGGAAAACCUCUUGACGCUGCGGCACGCAACGUUGCUGCAAGCGAUUCCGUCGCGCGUGCCGUCGACGCCAUCGACCAUUUGCAGUCUCUUGGGCGACAUGGACGAAGACCUCUUGGCGCUACGCGACCGCAUCACGUGGUUGAAAGCCAAGUUGCAGCUCAACGACGCGGGGCCGGCCGCGAGCGCAGCACUCGAGCAAGAGCUCCAGGCCAAGCGUCAAGCCACGCGGCACAUCGAGUCUCUUCGCGCCGACUUUCACAAGGAAGCGAUCGAGUACCACCAGGACGCACUCAAGUUUCAGUGUGGUGUCGAGAGUCUCAGCAUCAGCCUCGGCACGUCGCUCCUCGAGCACGAUAGUUUGAACGUCUACCUCGUGCGACUCCACGAAGAGCGCCUCUUUAGCUCUUGGUUUCGCUUCAACAUCGCGGCCAACGACGUCCUCGCGGGCCGCCUCGCGUCGUCCCAGACACCGCCGGACAAGUACCCUGGUAUCGUUCUCUUUGGGGGUGGCGCCAUGGUGCGCCACUGCCGCUUCCAAAUGCCAACGCCGCCCAACGUCGAGCUGCUGCCGGACGAGGGCAUCUGUCUCCUCAACGGCGCCGACGUCUCGGAGCGCACAACGCUGCGGCACGGCGAUGCGCUCACGCUCGGGCGUCGCAACGUCUUUCGCGUCUUCAUUCCCCGCGUCCAUGCACUCGAGCCGCUCGACUUGAGUCACUUUUACAACCGGGAGAGUGUCGUGCGCGCGUAUGCGACCACCAUGGACUUGGGGCCUGGCUGCGCCGAGCGCCACUGCCACGACGCGCUCACUCGGAUCGUCGACCGCAUCGUGACCAUUCGCGCCAUGCACCGCGACGGCAUGCGCUCCGGCGACGUUCCCGACUCGGAGGCCAUGGACAUCCACGACAUCUACCUCCAAAAAGGAGCAGCGCUGGACGCGAGCGCCAUGACCACCGAGAUGCGCCUCGCGACCAUUCGGCGGCUCUCGCAGAGUGCGAUCGACGAGAUGAACAUUUUGGAAAAUCGCAUCGCCACGGGGUAUGCGAUGCCGCUCCUCGACUACGUGGACGAAGCCAACGUCAUGAGCAAGGAGGUGAACGAGCCCUUGAUCGUCCGUGCCGUGCCCAUCAUCCAGCACAUGGUCACCCACGACGACGAGGCGCCCAUCGAUCGAGCCCAACUCCAAACCGACCUGUGGAUCGUCUUUCAGAACCGCGAACGUCCCCGCCAACGCAUGAUCAUGCGGCCGCAGGACUUUUUCCUCCGGCUCGCGCUCCUUCGGUCGUACCACAGCGAGGUGCAGCUGCUCCAUUCGUCCAAAGCACGGAAUCCGUUUGUCGUCGACGACGGCGUCGAAGAGCUCAUUGGGGUCGCGCCCGUGUACAUGGGCCGUCUUGCCUACUACCUGGACGUGGACGAAGCCGUCCCGAUCGUCAACCGGACCGGUAGCAUCACGGGCCACCUCGUCGUGAGCGUCCAGCCGUACGUUGAAGAAAAGGUGUACGACGCCGUGGCGCGGCGCGAGGUGGUGCGCUACACGCACUUUGCCGACAUGGACAUUGACAAGGACAAUGAGCUCGCGACAGCCGUCGGGAUGCAGACGCACGUCGAGUUUCACGUGACGGUCCGCGGCGCGCGGGGGCUGCCCUCGGCGCUCAACAGCAACGUAUUUGUCGAGUACAGUUUUUUCGACGACGAGCGACCACGCGCGACCGAGCCAAGCCCGACCAAGUCGAGCCACCCGGUGAUCCAAGAAACGUUUGUGCACCGCGUGCUUGUGACAGACAAGCUCGUGCACUACCUCCUCCAUGGCGCCGUGACCUUCCAGGUGUAUGGCUACCGCGGCGACCACAUCCACCUCCGCGACGCGCCAGAUCGGGCCUACUGGUGUGACUUGGAGACCAAGUCGCUCAGUGCCACGAUCCACGCCCUCGAACGCAAGGUGGAUGGGCUCCAAACCCAGCUGCGACUCGCGCAAACAUGGUCCGACGUCCCAUCCCCCGCCGACGCCUCCUCUAUACUGCACGAAGCAAAGGUGACAGUGGAAGAUACGAUGACGGAAGAGGCGCCGCCGACGAACGGCGCCAAAGGAACGAGCGAGGAGGAUCGGGAUCGAACCCGCUUGGCGCACGCAACGUCGUGGCGCGGUUCGAUCAGCAAGCGGACGAGCGUCGUCGGCCGUGUGCUGCGCGCCAAGUCCAUCAGCAGCGUGCUCUCGGCGCAACGAUCAGGCGUCUGUGCCGUGCAGUAG
Saprolegnia diclina VS20 is the source of this 3102-nucleotide messenger RNA. RefSeq lists its product as hypothetical. Gene Ontology annotation, molecular function: ATP binding; microtubule binding; microtubule motor activity. The coding region runs from base 1 to 3102 and encodes 1033 amino acids. The transcript is spliced from 14 exons. The record is from RefSeq and is a predicted model, not a curated record. Lineage: Eukaryota; Oomycota; Saprolegniomycetes; Saprolegniales; Saprolegniaceae. Gene Ontology annotation, biological process: microtubule-based movement.